This is a messenger RNA of Chlorella variabilis, 333 nucleotides long. RefSeq lists its product as hypothetical. Gene Ontology annotation, molecular function: ubiquitin activating enzyme activity. NCBI's taxonomy places the organism in Eukaryota, Viridiplantae, Chlorophyta, Trebouxiophyceae, Chlorellales, Chlorellaceae. The transcript has 4 exons. Gene Ontology annotation, biological process: DNA damage response; protein ubiquitination; ubiquitin-dependent protein catabolic process. The coding region runs from base 1 to 333 and encodes 110 amino acids. The record is from RefSeq and is a predicted model, not a curated record. Gene Ontology annotation, cellular component: nucleus; cytoplasm.
AUGGGCGCGGGUGCGGGCUGCGCCCUGCAGAACCGGGUGUUGCCCGAGACGGAGGACGUGUUUGACGACGGCUUCUGGGAGGGACUCGACCUUGUGGUGAACGCGCUGGACAACGUCAAUGCCCGGCUGUACGUCGACUCGCGCUGCGUCUACUUUGGCAAGCCGCUGCUGGAGAGCGGCACGCUGGGCCCCAAGUGCAACACCCAGGCCGUGGUGCCGCUGCUCACGGAAAACUACGGCGCCAGCCGGGACCCCCCCGAGCGGCAGGCCCCCAUGUGCACCCUCCACUCCUUCCCCCAUAACAUCCACCACUGCCUCACCUACGCGCGGUGA